Molecule: messenger RNA, 4073 nt
Organism: Capra hircus (goat)
Lineage: Eukaryota; Metazoa; Chordata; Mammalia; Artiodactyla; Bovidae
Product: craniofacial development protein 2
Exons: 9
Coding region: 163-2067 (634 amino acids)
Molecular function (GO): catalytic activity
Source: RefSeq, a predicted model, not a curated record
GGUGCUUCUCGACCUAGCGCCGUUUCUGCGUGUGCGCACGCGCCGCCGGAGCCGCCGCCAUCCCCCGUCGCCUCCGCGCACUCCGCGUUUCUACGGUCUCUCCCUAGAGCUUUGCCGUUGGAGGCGGUUGCUGAGGCACCGUAGGCCCCGCGCGGCAGCAGUAUGGAGGAGUUUAAGUCCGAGGAUUUCUCCGUCUCGAAGGAGGACGAGGACUACGCGCUGUCGGGUGGAGAGCGUCAUGAAGAUGCUGUAAAUGAAUUAGUGAAGGAAGGUGAAAUGGCUGCUGAAGAGGAUUCACAGAAAACCAAAGGGACAAAAAGAAAGGCUGAGAACGUUCUGGCCAGGAAGAGAAAACACAGUGGCCUCUCUCCACAACACGAGGACGAGGAGGAUGCCAGCAGGGAAUCUGGAGGGAGUAUUAGUGAGAAGGAAGAUGCAGCUGCAGAGCGAGAAAAAGGCGCCGAGUCCGAGGGUGCCAGGGAAGAGGAGGAGGAGGAAAUGUUGGCCAGCUCCGUCAGUGACGUAGAACCAAAAUCGGAAGUGCCUCCGUGUACACAAGUUAAAACAGGAGAGGAGAAUAAAGAGAUGGCUUCAAGUAAAGUGGUCAAAGCAGAAGAACAAGAGAAACCUAAAGAACCAGAAGAAGCUAAAGUCACCAAGGUGUUUGAUAUUGCUGGUGAAAAAGUCAGGUUUCUCAGGAGACAGGGAAGGCCUGGUAUGUCCCCGGAACAUGAGCCCCCCAGAUCAGAAGGUGGCCAACAUGCCACUGAGGAAGAGCAGAGGUCAGUUACUAAUACUUCGAGUAAGAAUGAAUCGACUAAGCGAAAGUGGAAACGACGUUCAAACGUGGUCGUGACUGGUGAAGAGAGUAAACUCCGAUGCUGUAAAGAAGAAUAUUGCAUAGGAACCUGGAAUGUUAGAUCUAUGAAUCCAGGUAAAUUGGAUGUGGUGAAGCAGGAGAUGGAAAGAAUAAACAUCGAUAUCUUAGGAAUCAGUGAACUAAAAUGGACGGGAAUGGGCGAAUUGAAUUCAGAUGACCAUUAUAUCUAUUACUGUGGGCAACAGUCUCUUAGAAGAAACGGAGUAGCUAUCAUAGUUAACAAAAGAGUCCGAAAUGCAGUAAUUGGGUGCAAUCUGAAAAAUGACAGAAUGAUUUCAGUUCGUUUCCAGGGCAAACCAUUCAACCUCACAGUAAUCCAAGUCUAUGCCCCAACUCCCUAUGCUCCAGAACCUGAAGUUUACCGGUUCUAUGAAGACCUACAACACCUCUUGGAAAUAACACCGAAAAUAGAUGUCCUUUUCAUCAUAGGGGAUUGGAAUGCAAAAGUAGGAAGUCAGGAGAUACCCAGAAUAACAGGAAAAUUUGGCCUCGGGGUACAGAAUGAAGCAGGGCGAAGGCUAAUAGAGUUUUGUUACCAGAACAGGCUGGUCAUAGCAAACACCCUUUUUCAACAACACAAGAGACGUCUCUACACGUGGACAUCACCAGAUGGUCGAUACCGUGAUCAGAUUGAUUAUAUUAUUUGUCGCCAAAGAUGGAGAAGCUCUGUACAGUCAGCAAAAACAAGACCUGGAGCUGACUGUGGCUCAGAUCAUAAGCUCCUUAUUGCAAAGUUCAGGCUUAAGUUGAAGAUAAUACCAAAAACGACUCGGCCAUUCAGGGGGACUAAUGAAGUGGGUGAGACCUCUCAAGAAGCAAAAUCUGUAUUCAAGCAAACUGAAAAGGGCAAACCUCAGGCUAAUGUCCCUUCAAAUGUGUCAUCAGUUCCUGGUGGAUCAGGGGUUUCUAAGGAAGUGGGUGAAACAUCUCAAGAAGGGAAAUCAGUCUUCAAGCAAAAUGAGAAGGAAGAACCUCAGUCCAAUGUCCCUUCAGCGGUGCCAUCACUUCCUGCUGGGUCAGGGGUGUCUAAGGAAAUGGGUGAAACUUCUCAAGAAGGGAAAUCCGUCUUCAAGCAAAAUGAGAAAGAAGAACCUCAGUGCAGUGUCCCUUCGGCAGUGCCAUCACUUCCUGCUGGGUCAGGGCCUGAAAACUGUGACCUUCAGAAGAACCAGGAUUGCAGCAAUUAAGUAUCUGACUUUAUCCUUAACACCUGAACUGGUUUGUAUGAAAUAUAGUCGUUUUUAUCUGUUUUCAAAAUAGUUUCUGGUCGUUAAUCUGACAUUUUUAAAGGAAAGUUCUCAUUGUGAGUGCAAAGCUAACUGCCCAUGAGAUUGUGUGCAGUGGUAUUUGAUUUAAAGCAAUAUGCACUCUGGCUUCUUGAUUAAAAUAGCUAGGAGGAUCGAUUUACCAGGGAUAGUCACAGAGAAAAAUUACAAAGUAAGGAAAUGGCAACCCACUCCAGUAUUCUUUUCUGGAGAAUCCCAUGGACAGAGGAACCUCACAGGACUGUAGUCCAUGGGGUCCUAAAAGUUGGACACGACUUAGCAACUAAACCACCAUUGCCAAUUACAGAGAAAAAUUACAAAGUAUCACAUAAAGUAAGUAGGUGUUUCCUUUAACUAUUAGGCUAUUAGACCACUUAUCAAAAUAAUAGUGAUAGAUAUACUAAGAUAGGUGGAAAAUUAUAAGAGUUGGAUACAGGCAAAUAUCUUCACAAAUUCUACAAGAUUACUCUCCAGUACUCAAAUAUCAAAUCAUUCUUUUGAGAAAAUUUUUGUGUCUUUUAGUUUAAGAGUCCAUUUUUCAGUUCGGUGAGCUAGGAUUUGAAAAAUAAGCUUUCAGUUUAAGAAAUUUAUUGUAUGAAAUGAUUUUAUACAGAAACAGUCAUCUCUGUUGAAAGAUGUCUCUCAGUAUUCUCCCCUAAAAUUUAUUUAUUUUUUGAUUCAGUGUCAGAAACUGAAUUUGACUUAGUGGACCACUACCCCUAUAUACUAAUUUUGAACAUACUGAUCCAUGACUUAAAUGUUUAUUUUUCCUUUAAAGCCAAGAUACUAAAAGUAGUGCAUUUGGAAAGUUGUCUUUUUUUUUUUUUUAAUCUGUUUCUUGUUUGAUUAUCUUCUGUUUUCAAAAACUUCAAAUAUAAAAUGGAUCAUGAGAGUUUUGAAUGUUUGAUCCAUCAUUUGAAUGAUAAGAAAUGUUUGUUUCCUCUUAGGGUUUAGUUUUAUUUCUAAUCCCCAAUAAACAGUUACUUGAGGCUGCUUCUUUGUAUGCAUGCUUAGUUGUGUCCGGCUCUUUGGGGCCCUGUGGACUCAUGUCCAUGUGAUUUUCCAGGCAAGAGUACUGGAGUGAGUUGCCAUUUCCUCCUCCAGCGAAUCUUCCAGUUAAUUAGAAUCGAUACCAACUCUUGCAUAACAGGUGAAUUCCUUUAUUGCUGAGCCUGGAGUAGCCAUGUGGGGGUGGUUGUUCAGAUCAAAAAAAUACUGGCAUUUAUUUUGAAUAUUUUUUCACGUAUAGCUUCUGGGAGUUUUGCCAACUACUGACUUUAUUCUAGAAGGAUAUGCAACCACCUCUCCCCAGCUGUAUAUCCACUUUUCCUUUUUUUAUGACUUGGAAGGAAGCAACCCUAACCAUUAAAAAGCUGAUUUUUAGAUUAAGAUGGAAGUUUCAGGGUAAAUGUCUUUCAUGUUAACUUCAUCCAUAUACAAAUGAGUGAUGAAUCUUCCACGAUAAAAAUGUCUAAUUAUGCUAUUAUUGUUUUUUAACAGGAAAACAGUACUUAGGAAAUAAAGUAGGGAGAAAAGUUUCAUGUAAAUAGUUAUCUUUAAGCCUUUAUGUUUCCUAAGUUUUUAAAUUGUAUGUUUCUUUUGAUUCCAAAAGCUCCUCUGGUUUGAAUGAAGUUCUUAUUACAGCUGCAGUGCAUACCCAGCCUUUCCUAGGAGACCAUUUCCCGGGAUGUGAAGUCCUGGUGCCAUUAGCUGUCCACAUGCAGAAGGUUCUGUGCACCUGCGUUUCUUUUUUCUGUAGUCUGUUUGGCUGGUUGUCACUUAACUUUUCAGUUAGUUUAUUUCACUAAAUGAUAUAGUCAAAAUGAUAAAAUGUUUGUACCGUGGGAAAUUAUUUCAAUUUUAUUUUUCUACUGACGUUUCUAAUUCUGGUAUAAAUGUUUACCAAUAAAGAAUUACUUUCAAUUCUG